GCCCGUGAUAACAUACCAACAAAAUGAAAUUUGUAUUCCUUCUAUUUUCGGCAGUCAUCGCUUUGGCUAGUGCACGAGUGCAUCUAAUCAAAUUGAGAGACGUGGACUUGGCUGGAACACUCACGGGUGGACUCGAAACUGAUCCCAUUACUUUCUCAGUGAACGGAUACCCCGUGACACUAGGAGGAGCUGGACAAGGCGAUUUGACCGGAGCCGUAAAGGUGCACACCCCGAAAUCGAAGACGAUUCUGACUGGACCCAUUCCCUCCCCUGCUGCAGCCCGAAGCGGAUUUGAUAUUAUCGAAAUAGUGCCGGAAAGUAGGAAGAUGAAAUGGGACUGGCUGGGUACCCCCUUCUGGUAAGGAUCGCGUCGCAGGAAUAAUUUAUUUUAAAAUGAUUGUAACUAGUUUUUAAUAAAACUAUAGUAGUA
Molecule: messenger RNA, 430 nt
Organism: Phyllotreta striolata
Lineage: Eukaryota; Metazoa; Arthropoda; Insecta; Coleoptera; Chrysomelidae
Source: the annotation of a GenBank genome assembly